This is a messenger RNA of Lethenteron reissneri (Far Eastern brook lamprey), 3835 nucleotides long. RefSeq names its product vasculin-like protein 1. Gene Ontology annotation, cellular component: nucleus. NCBI's taxonomy places the organism in Eukaryota, Metazoa, Chordata, Hyperoartia, Petromyzontiformes, Petromyzontidae. Gene Ontology annotation, biological process: positive regulation of DNA-templated transcription; DNA-templated transcription. Gene Ontology annotation, molecular function: DNA binding; RNA binding. The record is from RefSeq and is a predicted model, not a curated record.
CUCCCCCCUGCGCUGCGUCUCGCUACCAGCAAACAACAACAACAACAAACAAACAAACACCACCACCACAGGCUAAACAACAACAGCAGCAGCAGGCAGGCGCACGCACGCGCGCACACAACGGCGCCAUCUCACGCGGAGAGCGAGAGAGAGACACGCGAAUAUCCCCUCAGACGAGAUUUCAGAGUGAAGAGACGAAGAGGCUGAUCUCUGUUUCCGGGAGGAGCGACAGAGAAACACGGCAGCAGUAGCAAAUGACAGCACAUGAGUGUGGCUCUUCAACCAUGUGCAUCCUGUGAAUGCAGCAGCUGUGGCAGCAGUGGGGCGACCUCAUACGUGCACGCAUACACACAAACAACGGGGGUGACCUCGCGCACGCAGACAAACACACCGAACAUAAUCCCCCCCCCCGCCUCAGAUGAGUUGUUGUUGAUGGUCGGGUUCUUAGGCGAGUACCAGGGAGUCCCGUCACGUUGAUCGAGAGAGCGCUACUUCGGAAUUGGGAGCGCUUGCGUCUUUUGGUCUCGGCGUUGUUGAGGGUUUUCAGUUUCUGUUUAGUAUCGCGACCACCCGGCGUCUGGCCGAUGUUAUUGUAAUAAUAAUAGCAACAAUGUCGAUGGUCAUGUCAUAGGUUGCAUCGGCAAGCAGGCAUGUUUCAAUGCUGAAGAAUCAUAGUAAUAUAAAGUACGAUAGUGACGGCAACAAUCGUAGUAUUAAUCGUUUGGCACCGUGUAGUAGUUUUCCACGCACGUUCCCUGUUAAGCGCUGGCCGUUUUCACAGACUCCGAAUUGUGGACAAAAUGACGACGGCCAAUCCCCCCCCCCCACUAUGCAUGAUUAAUUAAAUAAAAAAAACUACAAAAAAUAAUACUGCUGCUUCUGAUAAGUGCAGGCAGCCGCACCCCCGCUUACUGAAUCUGAUCGCUUCCGGCGCGUGUACAUAUUAUACAUAUUUUCUGUACAUAUAUUUUUUUAGAAUCUUAAUUUUUUUUCUUAUUUUCACCAUUUUUAGUUGGGACCCCUCCCUCGACGCGCCGCGUUCCGCGGCAGAAGUUGAGAAAUUGGUAAAAUUUUGCGUCGCGUGCUCACAUCGCUUAAUUUAAGGAGAUAUCCAAUCCAGGUCGCGGUGGAGGUUAGAGCGUGACGCCACGGCGAGUAGGAAGAGGAGCAAAAUCGAGAGGCUGACCCGUCGCGUUUGUUUCCCGAGAGUCGCUUCCUCGGGAGACAUGAGGUAGUUGUGGACCAGCGUUCGUGUCACGUUCUUAGCGGCUGAGGGGGGGGGUGGGUACGCAAUAAGAUUCAAGCUGAAGGAGUCCGGAGCCUCAGAUCGCGCGGUUUGUUUUCAUGAGGCUGCGACGUAAAUAGACGAUGGGAGCGAGCGCAUCGAGGUGAAUUCGCGAGGCGUAUGUAAUUCCCUUACUGUGCUAGUUGUUGUUGUGUUGUAUUUUUUUUAUUAUUGCAAAACAAGUUAGGUAGUUAUUACUGAAAUUACUGUGGGGUUGGGUUUUCACUUUUCAAUUUGCGCUGGGCUCAGGAAUGACUUCGCGAUGAGCGGGUAGCAGCAUCACCGAUCGUUACGAGAAGCUCUCGGCAGCUUGGAUGCUUUUUAUUUGUAAUUUUGCUUGUUUUAGUCAGGCAAAGUGUUGAGCGGCACACGAAUAUUGUACAUAUUAGUAACAGGACACGCGUGCGUGUGCGCACACACACACCCGGAGUCGGGGGGGGGGGGGCAGGGGGGGGUGGAGCGGCAGGACUAUAAAAUCCAAACUAGAAUCAGCAACUGAAGGUGGACGACACAUCAUCGCAGCUGCCGAGGAGAGUAGGCGCCCGACGGGGUGACCCUGUGGGGUCUCGGCGCAGCUCCGCCCCCCUUACGCCUGCAACCUCGACCGGCCGCUGACCGGGCCCGGGGCACUGAAACGCUGCGCAGGAUCUACCGCCCUCCCCCCACCUUCCAAGGGAAUCUUUGCUGGCCAGGGCGCCCCCCGCUGUCUACAGCCGGGGGGGGGACCUCCCCUCGCUGUGGCCCCCCUUGCGUUCCCUUGCCCCGGCCAGACCCCCUCCGUUGGCGGAGGAGCAGCGCGGGAGCUGGCAGGGCCUCCGUCUCACCGGCCUCGCCGACUCAGCCCGGACAGACCUACCCGCUGCCCGUGGGUCCCAGCCAUGAGAGUUCAUGCCUGGCUACAGUGAAUGCACGACACCCGACCUAAAUGGCGCAGCAUGAUUUUGCUCCAGCCUGGCUCAGCUUCCCUACUCCGCCCCCUUCCACCGCCAAGCUCCCCCCAACUCCAGAGCGCCCUGGGGACCACGUGUCGAGGCCCGACGGUCGUGCCGGCUCCAGCCGACGCCGACACAACUCGUCCGAUGCCUUCCUGGACGCUGGCUUUGGGCGCAACCCUGAUGUCCGCACGCGCCCCAUCUCGCGUCAGAACUCCCUAGAAACGGAGCCGGUCCGCGGCACUGGUAACCACGGCAACCGCCGCCCGCCCGGGCGCCUCCACUCGGACGGUGGGGCGUCGCGCGGCUCCUACCACUGGGAAGGCGGCGGGGGCGGCGGCCAGCGCGGCGGGCCCUACCAUGACGGGGACGGGCGGGGAGGCGGCGGAGGGAGCGGGGUCCACCGCGGGAGCUACCACGGCGACGGGGGUGGGGGCGGCCAGCGCGGCGGGCCGUACCACCCGGACUCGGACGGCCCCCGGCGCGGCUACCGCGAUCGCGACCGGGACCGUGAUCGGGAUCGAGACCACCGGGACCGGGACCGGGACGGGGGUGGGCACCGUCCGCGGAAUGGAGCAUUCCACGGCGGAGGGCACAAGGGCCGACGGGGCGACAUGGAGGACGGCGGGCCGGGCGGCCCGGAGGACGGGCCGCGGCGGGGAGGAGACGACAAGACGGACGAGAAGCAGUUUGAAGUGGAGGACUUUCCAUCGUUGAACCCAGAUGCCGAUCGAGACCCAGGGCAGGGCAAGCCUGCCAACGUGCCGGCCGGCGUUUGGGAGAACCCCCCGAACCCCCGCCCGCGCUCCACCAAGAUGCUGGUCAUCAAGAAGUCAUGCCGCGAGGAGAGCUUCUCGGCCGCCUUCGCGUCCACGCUGGCGCCGCCGUGCGGGGGCGCCAGCGCCAUCACCCCGCUGCAGCUCUGCUCUCCCUCGUCCUCCUCCUCGUCGUCCGCCUCCUCCUCCUCGUCGUCGUCGGCGGCGGCCUCUUCCGGCGCCAUCGGUGGCCCCGCCGCACGGGUCCACCACCCGGCCUCCUCCGCGCACAACGGCGUGGCGGCCGCCCCCGUCUCUUCGGGAGCGGCCGCUCCUGUCGUGCCGGGGGUGCCGGGCGGCGGCGGCGGCGUCGUGGUGGGGCCGGGAGUCGGGGCGGUGGUGCCUCCGACGAUCAUCGGAGGAGGCGCUGUGGGGAUGAGCGGCGGUGGCGUGGCCGGAGCGGGGCAAGGUGGCGGGCUCCAGCGGUGCGGGCAGCGGAGUGGCCGGGGUGGGGACCAGCAGCAUUUACAAGAUCCUGGUGCCCAAGCCGGCGGCGCUGCCAGCCAAGCCCUCGCUGUGGAAGAACCCCGGCAGCGCCAAGGACGCGCGAUCGUCGGGCUCAUUCACCCGCGACUCGGCCUUCCGCCUCUACUCGCCGUUCUCCCCCAAGCCGGCGCCGCCUCCACCGCUCCCCGUUGCUUCCGUGGUGUCGGCGCCCGCUCACAACCACAAGGAAUCGACGGCGGCGGUGGCGGCGCCGGCCUCGGCGGUGGCGGCGGCGCCGGCGUCACCGGGAUCGACGGUGAUCCCGGCGGCGGCGGACGACGACGACGGCCGCCGUGGUGGCGGCGUCGUCCCUGAGG